Iphiclides podalirius (scarce swallowtail) is the source of this 513-nucleotide messenger RNA. The record is from the annotation of a GenBank genome assembly. Lineage: Eukaryota; Metazoa; Arthropoda; Insecta; Lepidoptera; Papilionidae.
AUGCGGCAAGGUACGAUGCCAAAGCCGACAAGCGGAGCGAAUGAAAGUUCACCAGACACAGUUGUGGAAAGCAGUUCUAGUUUAACUUUCACGAAGGCUUCUGGACGAAGAGUAGCCUUUGCUGAUAUUUGGAAUUGGGAGCAUUGGUGUCAACUGCAACGCAAGACUGGGAAUUGCUCGGAAAGUGUCAUGAGAUAUUAUUACGACACCCAAGUAGACCAAUGUAUAAACUUCACGUACAGCGGUUGUGGAGGCAAUGAAAAUAAUUUCGAUUCGACUAAAAUUUGUGAACGUUUUUGUAUUGGCGCUCCCUACACAACAUUGAAGGACGAUGGAAUAAACUUUUGUGGAAUUCAACCGGACGCUGGGAUCUGCUUACACCUUACCACAAAGUACUACUACGAUGUUAACAGCGAUAACUGCAAAGAGUUUAAAUAUGGAGGUUGUGGCGGCAACCGAAAUAGAUUUGACAAUAUGAGAUCUUGCAAGCGAGAGUGCGGUGGAUCUUCGAAA